GUCUUUAGCCUACAUCUUCACAGCCUCAUGUUUAUACUUAAUAUCUAUUCUUCCUUGCACCAAUGUUCUGCCUUUUGGUGAGAGCAAGAAGUAUAAUAUGAGCGCAAGACAAGACCAUUGAUAAAUUUAGUUCAACUGAAGGCUGAGAUAAAGGGGAACCAAGAAAAAGAGAAGAUAGACAGUGGCAGAGAAAAUAGGGUACCAUCCCAACACCAAGCUAGAGAUGACUAGAAAUAACCAGAAAUGAAAUAAUUUAGCUGGUUGUGCUUUACCUGUGGCCAAACCUGAGACCAUUCCAAAUGAAGAACCUACAAGAAAAUACAAAAAAUAGCUUGAGAAAAAAGUAUUUUGAGACCAAACUUAAAACAGAGACUAGGCUCUGCAUUAGAGCAACUACAGACGUGAGUAAUUCUUUUUCUGGCAUUCUUUAAAUGUGUUUGCCAUUAUUAGUUCCUUCUCUUUUUCACUUUUAAUUUCUUGAAAGCAGAGCAAAACAGCACAAGCUCAAAAUCCAUAAGCUCAAACAUACCAGCAAGAGAAAGACUAUUGAUCGAUGCUGCAUCCACUCAUAGGUUCCUUCCAUUCUUCGCUUCCCUUUUUCUCCUGAAGAUUCAAUUCUUCAAAGUACUGCAAAAUGUUCUUCAGUCUCUAAAGCAGUUUGGGAGACGGCUGAGCUUCAGUGGAGAUGAGGUUAUGGGAGGAAACUGCUUCAAUCAGGAACUGGAGGAAAUUAUCAGAACUGUUCUCGGCAACCUGGACAGUCUUCAACCCUUCUCUAGUGCCCACUUUGUUGUCUUCCCUUGUAUCCUUUACACUACCAGAUAAGAAGCGUUGGGAGGGAGUGUCUAAGGUGAUGUGCAAAUAUGGUGAGAGGAAGCUGAGAGCCUACCCGUUUAUUCUUAUGCUCUACCUGGAGAAAAACGUGCUGAAUGAAAAGCAAGCAGAGGAGAAGUUGAACCCAGAGAAAGUGGUUGCACAGCGAUUCCCCUCUGUUUGUGAGCCACAGUCAAAGCGCUGUAAAAGAGAUUCACCACUAGAGGAGGCCAUAAUAAAGGACUUAAUCAAUGACUUGGAGGCUGAAAGCAAGGUUUCUAUGGUUGGCGGGCUGCAUGUGGACAAUGCACAUUCAGGGAGAGAGGUCAAGGAAGAUCCAGGACUUGCUGACAAGAAAGGGACCAAGAGGUUUGACGAACCCCAGCAGAAAUCAGGUGUCAACACAGUAAGAGGAAGUGGGACUCCGGGUGAAGUGCAUCCUGGGACAACACAGGACAUGAGAGAGGGUGAUGAGGAAGGAGACAAUGCAGACUCUGUCCCUGGGACACCUGUGAAGCCAGGAAUUCUGACUCGGCUGGCCAGCCAAAUCUUCCCCUUCUCCUUGCUCUUCAGAGACCCCUGAGAGUUGUGGCAGAGAGACGGUUUUACUGGUUCCAGUAGUGGAAACUCACUGGGGUUUGUUUGGUUAAGGUUCUGCAGUGCGAACAUAAAAAAGUGUUUUGGUUUCUUCAGGAACAGUAUUUCAUAGAUCUGUUUUUUUAUCUUUUAGUGUCUAUUAGAGUGUUUUUUCCAUUUUGCUGAUAUUUCUUCUUUUGUUCUCUUAACAUAUAUGUUAGAUUUCCCAUUACAUUAAUUUAUUUCAAAACUAUUGCCACAGAGUUGGAGGGUCUGUCAGCUUUUUGGUGUAGCUCUUUAUUGAUACCAUGAGCAAAUAAAUAUUGUUACUUCUUCA
Molecule: messenger RNA, 1726 nt
Organism: Siniperca chuatsi (mandarin fish)
Lineage: Eukaryota; Metazoa; Chordata; Actinopteri; Centrarchiformes; Sinipercidae
Product: membrane-anchored junction protein
Exons: 9
Coding region: 686-1396 (236 amino acids)
Biological process (GO): meiotic attachment of telomere to nuclear envelope; homologous chromosome pairing at meiosis
Cellular component (GO): nuclear inner membrane
Molecular function (GO): DNA binding
Source: RefSeq, a predicted model, not a curated record